AUGUGCUGCCCUAACAAAUACGUCCCUCCCUACCAGCAGCAGAUGUGCUGCCCUAACCAAUACGCCCCUCCCUACCAACAGCAGAUGUGCUACCCUUACCAAUACGCCCCUCCCUACCAACAGCAGAUGUGCUACCCUAACCAAUACGCCCCUCCCUACCAGCAGCAGAUGUGCUGCUCUAACAAAUACGUCCCUCCGUACCAGCAGCAGAUGUGCUACCUUCACCAACACGUCCCUCCGUACCAGCAGCAGAUGUGCUACCUUCACCAAUACGUCCCUCCGUACCAGCAGCAGAUGUGCUACCUUCACCAAUACGUCCCUCUGUACCAGCAGCAGAUGUGCUACCUUUACCAAUACGUCCCUCCGUACCAGCAUCAGAUGUGCUACCUUCACCAAUACGUCCCUCCGUACCAGCUGCAGAUGUGCUGUCCUAACCAACACGCCGCUCCCUACCAGCAGCAGAUGUGUUUUCCUAACCAAUACGCUCCUCCAUAUCAACAGCAGAUGUGCUGCCCUAACCAAUACGCCCCUCCCUACCAACAGCAGAUGUGCUGCCCUAACCAAUACACCCCUCCCUACCAACAGCAGAUGCGCUGCCCUAACCAAUACGCCCCUCCCUACCAACAGCAGAUGUGCUACACUAACCAAUACGCCUCUCCCUACCAACAGCAGAUGUGCUGCCCUAACCAAUACGCCCUCCCUACCAACAGCAGAUGUGCUGUCCUAACCAAUACGCCCAUCCCUACCAACAGCAGAUGUGCUGCCCUAACCAAUACGCCCCUCCCUACCAACAGCAAAUGUGCUGCCAAAACCAAGACGCCCCUCCAUAUCAACAGCAGAUGUGCUGCCCAAACCAAUACGCCCCUCCCUACCAACAGCAGAUGUGCUGCCCUUACCAAUACGCCCCUCCCUACCAACAGCAGAUGUGCUGCCCAGAUGUGCUGCCCUAACCAAUACGCCCCUCCCUACCAACAGCAGAUGUGCUGCCCUAACAAAUACGCCCCUCCCUACCAACAGCAGAUGUGCUGCCCUAACCAAUACGCCCCUCCCUACCAACAACAGAUGUGCUUCUCUAACCAAUACGCCUCUCCCUACCAACAGCAGAUGUGCUGCCCUAACCAAUACGCCCCUCCCUACCAACAGCAGAUGUGCUGCCCUAACCAAUACGCCCCUCCCUACCAACAGCAGAUGUGCUGCCCUAACAAAUACGCCCCUCCCUAUCAACAGCAGAUGUGCUGCCCUAACCAAUACGCCCCUCCCUACCAACAACAGAUGUGCUGCCCUAACCAAUACGCCUAUCCCUACCAACAGCAGAUGUGCUACACUAACCAAUACGCCUCUCCCUACCAACAGCAGAUGUGCUGCCCUAACCAAUACGCCCUCUCUACCAUCAGCAGAUGUGCUGUCCUAACCAAUACGCCCAUCCCUACCAACAGAAGAUGUGCUGCCCUAACCAAUACGCCCCUCCCUACCAACAGCAGCUGUGCUGCCCUAACAAAUACGCCCCUCCCUACCAACAGCAGAUGUGCUGCCCUAACAAAUAUGCCCCUCCCUACCAACAGCAGAUGUGCUGCCCUAACCAAUACGCCCCUCCCUACCAACAGCAGAUGUGCUGCCCUAACCAAUACGCCCAUCCCUACCAACAGCAGAUGUGCUGCCCUAACAAAUACGCCCCUCCCUACAAACAGCAGGUGUGCUGCCCUAACCAAUACCCCCCUUACCAACAGCAGAUGUGUUGCCCUAACCAAUACGCCCCUCCCUACCAACAGCAGAUGUGCUGCCCUAACAAAUACGCCCCUCCCUACCAACAGCAGAUGUGCUCCCCAAACCAAUACGCCCCUCCAUAUUAACAGCAGAUGUGCUGCCCUAACCAAUACGCCCCUCCCUACCAACAGCAGAUGUGCUGCCCUUACCAAUACGCCCCUCCCUACCAACAGCAGAUGUGAUGUCCUAACCAAUACGCCCCUCCCUACCAACAGCAGAUGUGCUGCCCUAACAAAUACGCCCCUCCCUACCAACAGCAGAUGUGCUGCCCAAACCAAUACGCCUCUUACUACCAACAGCAGAUGUGCUGCCCUAACCAAUACGCCCCUCCCUACCAACAGCAGAUGUGCUGCCCUAACAAAUACGCCCCUCCCUACCAACAGCAGAUGUGCUGCCCUAACCAAUACGCCCCUCCCUACCAACAGCAGAUGUGCUGCCCUAACCAAUACGCCCCUCCCUACCAACAGCAGAUGUGCUGCCCUAACAAAUACGCCCCUCCCUAUCAACAGUAGAUGUGCUGCCCUAACCAAUACGCCCCUCCCUACCAACAGCAGAUGUGCUGCCCUAACCAAUACGCCCCUCCCUACCAACAGCAGAUGUGCUGCCCUUACCAAUACGCCCUCUCUACCAACAGCAGAUGUGCUGCCCUAA
Messenger RNA from Dreissena polymorpha, 2415 nucleotides. RefSeq lists its product as uncharacterized. The transcript has 2 exons. The record is from RefSeq and is a predicted model, not a curated record. The coding region runs from base 1 to 2415 and encodes 804 amino acids. NCBI's taxonomy places the organism in Eukaryota, Metazoa, Mollusca, Bivalvia, Myida, Dreissenidae.